Molecule: messenger RNA, 726 nt
Organism: Ostreococcus lucimarinus CCE9901
Lineage: Eukaryota; Viridiplantae; Chlorophyta; Mamiellophyceae; Mamiellales; Bathycoccaceae
Exons: 1
Coding region: 1-726 (241 amino acids)
Source: RefSeq, a predicted model, not a curated record
AUGGUGACGGCGAUGUUGUCGAAUUAUCAGCACGACGACAUGAGCUUGUUCGGCGCCGUCGGCGAGUUGGGAGUCCACCACGGUCGGUUCACGAGCUGCUUAUUUAUCACCGCAGACGCGAGCGAGGCGCUAGUGGCGGUGGAUGUCUUUGAAAAGCAAAAUUUGAACGUCGACGGCAGCGGUCAUGGCAGUUAUCAUCGAUUCAUGCAAGCCAUGUCGCACCUCGGGCUGCGAUUCCGCGACUUUGCGCUUUUACACAAAGGAUCGACGACAGAUCUCGCGACGGAUUGGCUUUCGAAGCACCACAUCGAUCCAUUCCGCUUAGUAUCGGUCGAUGCCGGACAUACGGCGGAGUUAACGUUUCGAGACUUGGGCGCGGUGGCGUGUAAUUUGGCGCCCGGCGGCGUCAUCGUCGUGGACGAUUUUUUCCACCCGCACUGGACCGGCGUGACCGAAGGCUUGUUCCAAUACCUCACGCGUGGUGCUGUGCGUCUCUACCCCUUCCUCGUCUGCGCUGGGAAGGUUUAUCUCACGAACGACGCGUCGGCGCACGAGGCGUACGCGCGUCGUCUCCAAUCCGACGCCGCCGUGGGCGAAUUCUUCAAAUCCGACAGCGCUGAGUUUCACGGUUCGACGUACCACGAAAUGGCGGGCGUUCACUUCCUCAACUGUCCCAACGUCGAUCGCGCGCGCGUCACCGCGCGUUGGCUCGACGAGAUACGUUAG